Messenger RNA from Rubroshorea leprosula, 870 nucleotides. NCBI's taxonomy places the organism in Eukaryota, Viridiplantae, Streptophyta, Magnoliopsida, Malvales, Dipterocarpaceae. The record is from the annotation of a GenBank genome assembly.
AAAAAAGAAAAACAGCUCUCAUAAUCGCAGAAGAAGCCUAUCCCCGUCAGUAAUGGCUUCUCUGCAAUCUUUCUUGUAUGUUGCAGUAGUCGCCGUCUUAGUCCUCUCCCCUUCACGAGCAACGGCGCUCAAAAGAUCGACACCUAUGCAGGCGGCUCCAUCCCCUCUCGUUGAGAGCGUCUGUAAAAGCAACGCCGUCGGCGACUAUAACUCCUGCGUCAAAGCCCUCAGCUGUCCCCAAGCUGCCGCCGCGACCAACCCCAAGGCUCUAACCACGGUUGUUCUGAAAUUGGCAAGGGAGGAUGCGAAAGCCACCAUUGGUCAAAUCCUCAAUCUUUUAAAGACGGGACCUUCCCCGGCGCUAGAUCAGUGCUUGAAAAACUACCAAUCCGCCGUGAAUUCAUUCAAAAUGGUAGCCAAUGAACUGAGGGAAGACCCGAUGUCCGCGAAUUACGACGUCAAGGUUAACACUGAUUUAGCAGACGAAUGCGACCGAGCAUUGGCCGCCGCUAGGGUUACUGCACCGCAACUCACCGCCGCAAACCAAUCUCUGAGGCGUUUUGCCAUGAUUGGUUUUGAGGUGACAAGUCAGCUGCAGUAAGAGGUAGCAGAGGAAGGCAUGACGGGCCUUGUGUGGUUAUUUUUGUCCCGUGUUCUUCCGGGGGCUCUGUGAUGCUCUCUAUUCAUUAAUUCAUUUGGAGAGAUUAAAAGUAUUUUAUUAAUAACCAAAAGUUGGGACAAAGAUUGUGUAAUGUUUCUAAGGUGGCAUUUGUUUUUGUUCUGUAAAAUUCAAUUUUGAAACAUAUUGUUUCUCAAGGGCUUCUGCAUUUUAGUUUUUAAUUUUAGUUUUUAUAAACUCUACCAUUGCCA